Messenger RNA from Mus musculus (house mouse), 17333 nucleotides. RefSeq names its product trinucleotide repeat containing 6b (gene Tnrc6b). The record is from RefSeq and is marked validated. Gene Ontology annotation, cellular component: cytosol; P-body. Gene Ontology annotation, molecular function: nucleic acid binding. Gene Ontology annotation, biological process: regulatory ncRNA-mediated gene silencing; positive regulation of nuclear-transcribed mRNA poly(A) tail shortening; positive regulation of nuclear-transcribed mRNA catabolic process, deadenylation-dependent decay. The coding region runs from base 291 to 5723 and encodes 1810 amino acids. The transcript has 25 exons. NCBI's taxonomy places the organism in Eukaryota, Metazoa, Chordata, Mammalia, Rodentia, Muridae.
GUUUUUAGUUUCUGGGGUCCCCGAGCUUCGGCAAGGUGAAGCGAGCGACCGUGACCCCCCUCGCCUCUCAGCCUCCCCGCGACGACGCCUCCACAGCUUGCGGAGGAGCGGAGACCGCGGUCACCGCUGGGCUCCACAGCGGAACGCCGCGCACUCGGAGCCGGCGCGGCUCAGCGGGUUUUGGCUUUUUGCACUGAAUGUAACCAAGACUGAUCGUCUCAGUUGCCCCAGGAUACUGUCAGAGGCAGCGUUUGUGUGUGUCUGCAGAGUUUUGCACAGAGUCUGUUCCCAUGCAAACCAAUGAGGGAGAAGUAGAGGAAGAAAGCAGCUCCCAGGUGGAACAGGAGGAUUUUGUAAUGGAAGGGCAUGGCAAGACUCCACCUCCUGGAGAAGAAAGCAAACAAGAGAAGGAGCAAGAAAGGGAAGAACAGUUAAUGGAAGACAAGAAAAGGAAGAAAGAGGAUAAAAAGAAAAAAGAAGCCACCCAGAAGGUCACGGAACAAAAAACCAAAGUGCCCGAAGUGACGAAACCAAGUUUAAGCCAACCAACGGCCGCCAGCCCAAUUGGCAGCUCUCCAUCGCCACCAGUCAAUGGUGGCAACAAUGCCAAAAGGGUGGCAGUGCCGAACGGACAACCGCCAAGCGCCGCCCGCUACAUGCCUCGGGAGGUGCCACCGCGAUUCCGUUGCCAGCAGGACCAUAAAGUGUUACUAAAACGUGGGCAGCCCCCUCCACCGUCCUGCAUGCUCCUCGGGGGUGGGGCGGGGCCUCCUCCCUGCACAGCACCUGGAGCAAACCCCAACAACAACGCACAAGUGACAGGAGCGCUGCUGCAGAGUGAGAGUGGGACUGCACCAGAGUCAACCCUUGGAGGUGCUGCUGCUUCAAAUUAUGCAAAUUCCACUUGGGGCCCGGGAGCCUCCUCCAACAGCGGCGCCUCCCCCAACCCAAUUCACAUCUGGGACAAGGUGAUUGUAGACGGGUCUGACAUGGAAGAGUGGCCUUGUAUUGCCAGCAAAGACACUGAAUCUUCUUCCGAAAACACCACCGAUAACAACAGUGCCUCGAACCCUGGCUCUGAGAAGAGCAGUCUGCCAGGAAGCACCACUAGUAACAAAGGCAAAGGGAGCCAAUGCCAGGCUGCAAGUUCUGGGAACGAAUGUAAUCUUGGGGUCUGGAAAUCUGACCCCAAGGCUAAGUCUGUUCAACCUCCCAACUCUACUUCAGAUAGCAACAAUGGACUAGGAAACUGGAGGAGCACGAGUGGUCAGGAUAGAAUUGGACCUGGCUCUGGCUUCAGCAACUUUAACCCAAAUAGCAACCCAUCUGCCUGGCCAGCAUUGGUCCAAGAAGGGACUUCUAGAAAAGGGGCAUUGGAAACAGAAAGUAGUAGUUCCAGUGCACAAGUUAGCACAGUAGGUCAGGCAUCCAGGGAACAGCAGUCAAAGAUGGAAAAUGCGGGUGUUAAUUUUGUUGUCUCUGGCAGAGAACAGGCUCAAAUUCAUAACACUGAUGGACCAAAAAAUGGAAACACUAACUCCUUGAACUUAAGUUCACCAAACCCCAUGGAAAAUAAGGGAAUGCCCUUUGGAAUGGGCUUGGGGAACACCUCCAGGAGCACUGAUGCCCCUUCACAAAGCACUGGAGAUCGAAAGACUGGGAGUGUUGGGUCUUGGGGUGCAGCUAGGGGGCCUUCUGGAACUGACACAGUCUCUGGACAAAGCAAUUCUGGAAAUAAUGGGAACAAUGGAAAAGACAGAGAGGACUCCUGGAAAGGAGCUUCUGUUCCAAAACCAACUGGGUCAAAAAGUGACUCUUGGGACAACAAUAACAGGUCUACGGGUGGGUCCUGGAACUUUGGCCCUCAGGACAAUAAUGACAACAAAUGGGGUGAAGGGAACAAAAUGACAUCUGGGGUCUCUCAGGGAGAAUGGAAACAGCCGACUGGGUCUGAUGAGUUGAAAAUUGGAGAAUGGAGUGGUCCAAACCAACCAAAUUCUAGCACUGGAGCAUGGGACAAUCAAAAGGGCCACCCCCUCCCUGAAAACCAAGGCAAUGCCCAGGCUCCCUGUUGGGGAAGAUCUUCCAGCUCCGCAGGAAGUGAAGUUGGAGGUCAAAGCACUGGAAGCAACCACAAAGCAGGAAGUAGUGACAGUCAUAAUUCUGGUCGUCGGUCAUAUAGGCCCACGCAUCCUGAUUGCCAGGCUGUCUUGCAGACUCUUUUGAGCCGGACUGAUUUGGACCCUAGGGUGCUCUCAAACACUGGCUGGGGCCAAACUCAAAUUAAGCAGGACACAGUGUGGGAUAUUGAAGAGGUGCCAAGGCCUGAGGGGAAAUCUGACAAAGGAACUGAGGGGUGGGAGAGCGCUGCCACACAGACCAAGAACUCAGGGGGCUGGGGAGAUGCACCCAGCCAAAGCAAUCAAAUGAAGUCUGGAUGGGGGGAGCUCUCAGCCUCGACAGAGUGGAAAGACCCCAAGAGCACAGGAGGCUGGAAUGACUAUAAGAACAACAACUCUUCUAACUGGGGAGGAGGCCGAGCAGAUGAAAAGACACCUUCCUCUUGGAAUGAGAGUUCUUGUAAGGAUCAGGGGUGGGGAGGUGGGCGCCAACCCAACCAAGGAUGGACUUCUGGGAAGAAUGGUUGGGGCGAGGAGGUGGAUCAAGUGAAAAAUAAUAAUUGGGAAAGUUCUGCCAAUAAGCCUGUGUCUGGGUGGGGUGAAGGAGGACAGAAUGAAAUUGGAACUUGGGGUAAUGGUGGGAAUACAAACCUAGCAUCAAAAGGUGGGUGGGAAGAUUGCAAAAGAUCCCCUGCAUGGAAUGAGACAGGCAGACAGCCCAAUUCCUGGAAUAAACAACACCAACAGCAGCAGCAGCCACCGCCACCACAGCCAGAGGCUUCUGGUUCAUGGGGAGGCCCACCCCCGCCACCUCAAGGCAAUGUUCGACCUUCUAAUUCCAACUGGAGCAGUGGACCCCAGCCUACAACCCCUAAGGAUGAUGAACCCAGUGGUUGGGAGGAGCCAUCCCCACAGUCAAUUAGUCGGAAAAUGGACAUUGAUGAUGGCACUUCAGCUUGGGGAGACCCUAACAGUUAUAACUACAAGAAUGUGAACCUUUGGGAUAAGAAUUCUCAAGGGGGCCCAGCACCUCGAGAACCAAACCUGCCUACCCCAAUGACCGGGAAAUCAGCAUCAGUCUGGAGCAAAAGCACACCACCUGCUCCAGAUAAUGGGACUUCAGCCUGGGGUGAGCCAAAUGAAAGCAGUCCUGGGUGGGGUGAAAUGGAUGAUGCAGGAGCAUCAACCACAGGCUGGGGAAACACACCUGCCAACGCUCCCAAUGCCAUGAAACCCAAUUCCAAAUCUAUGCAAGACGGCUGGGGGGAGAGUGACGGACCAGUCACAGGAGCUCGCCAUCCUAGCUGGGAAGAGGAGGAUGACGGAGGAGUCUGGAACACCGCCGGCUCUCAGGGAAGCACUUCCUCCCACAACUCAGCAAGCUGGGGACAAGGAGGAAAGAAACAAAUGAAGUGCUCACUAAAAGGAGGAAACAAUGAUUCAUGGAUGAAUCCUCUUGCCAAACAGUUUUCAAAUAUGGGAUUGCUGAGUCAAACUGAGGAUAACCCAAGCAGCAAAAUGGAUUUGUCUGUAGAUAAGAAAUUUGAUGUGGACAAGAGAACAAUGAAUCUCGGGGAUUUUAAUGAUAUCAUGAGGAAGGAUCGACCUGGGUUCCGUCCACCUAAUUCCAAAGACUUGGGAACCACAGACAGUGGGCCUUAUUUUGAGAAGGGCGGCAGUCAUGGUUUGUUUGGAAACAGCACAGCACAAUCGAGAGGCCUGCACACUCCAGUGCAGCCACUAAGUUCUUCUCCUGGUCUCCGGGCGCAAGUGCCUCCCCAGUUUAUCUCCCCCCAGGUUUCUGCCUCAAUGCUCAAGCAGUUCCCCAACAGUGGCCUGAAUCCAGGUCUCUUUAAUGUGGGGCCCCAGCUAUCUCCUCAACAGAUUGCCAUGCUGAGCCAGCUUCCACAGAUACCCCAGUUUCAGUUGGCAUGUCAGCUUCUCCUGCAGCAGCAGCAGCAACAGCAGCAGUUGCUACAGAACCAGAGAAAGAUUUCUCAAGCAGUGCGCCAGCAGCAAGAACAGCAGCUGGCAAGAAUGGUGAGUGCUCUCCAGCAGCAGCAACAGCAGCAGCAGCAGCAGCAGAGGCAGCCUAGCAUGAAGCAUUCACCUUCUCAUCCUGUUGGGCCUAAGCCACAUUUGGACAACAUGGUACCCAAUGCGCUGAAUGUGGGGCUCCCAGACCUUCCAACCAAAGGGCCAAUUCCUGGAUAUGGUUCUGGCUUCAGCUCUGGUGGCAUGGACUAUGGUAUGGUUGGUGGCAAGGAGGCUGGGACCGAGUCUCGCUUCAAACAGUGGACCUCAAUGAUGGAAGGGCUGCCAUCUGUGGCCACACAAGAAGCCACCAUGCACAAAAACGGCGCUAUAGUGGCCCCUGGUAAGACCCGAGGAGGUUCACCAUACAACCAGUUUGAUAUAAUCCCAGGUGACACACUGGGUGGCCAUACGGGUCCUGCUGGUGAUAGCUGGUUACCUGCCAAAUCUCCACCGACUAAUAAAAUCGGAAGUAAAUCCAGCAAUGCCAGUUGGCCUCCAGAAUUCCAACCAGGAGUGCCAUGGAAAGGUAUCCAAAAUAUUGACCCUGAAUCUGACCCCUAUGUCACCCCAGGAAGUGUGCUAGGGGGUACAACCACAUCUCCCAUUGUAGAUACUGACCACCAACUGCUGCGGGAUAACACCACAGGGUCUAAUUCCUCCCUCAACACCUCGCUGCCUUCACCUGGUGCCUGGCCCUACAGUGCCUCUGACAACUCCUUUACCAACGUUCAUAGCACUUCAGCAAAGUUCCCUGAUUAUAAAUCCACGUGGUCCCCAGAUCCCAUAGGACACAACCCCACUCAUCUCUCCAAUAAGAUGUGGAAAAAUCACAUCUCCUCCAGGAACACUACACCGCUGACCCGCCCACCUCCUGGCCUGACCAACCCCAAACCGGCAUCUCCUUGGAGCAGCACAGCACCGCGAUCGGUCAGGGGGUGGGGGACACAGGACUCCCGGAUUGCCUCGGCCUCUACCUGGAGUGAUGGUGGCUCUGUCCGUCCUAGUUACUGGCUGGUUCUCCACAAUCUCACCCCACAGAUUGAUGGGUCAACCCUGAGAACGAUCUGCAUGCAGCAUGGCCCACUGCUGACAUUCCAUCUGAACCUAACCCAGGGCACUGCCCUGAUCCGAUACAGCACCAAACAAGAGGCAGCCAAGGCCCAGACUGCACUGCACAUGUGUGUGUUGGGAAACACUACCAUCCUGGCCGAGUUUGCCACUGAGGAUGAAGUCAGCCGCUUUCUGGCUCAAGCUCAGCCCCCUACGCCUGCAGCCACCCCGAGUGCACCUGCCACAGGGUGGCAGUCCCUGGAGACCAGCCAGAACCAAGCAGACCCCGUUGGACCUGCGCUGAACCUUUUCGGUGGGUCCACCGGGCUCGGGCAGUGGAGCAGCAGCGCUGGUGGCAGCAGUGGGGCCGAUCUUGCCGGCACUUCCUUGUGGGGCCCCCCAAACUAUUCUUCUAGCUUGUGGGGAGUCCCGACGGUGGAAGAUCCCCAUAGGAUGGGCAGCCCUGCUCCUUUACUACCUGGUGACCUUCUGGGAGGAGGGUCGGAUUCAAUCUGAACUUAAACUUUCAACUCUGACCUCGUGACCUUUUUUGGAACAGCAGCAGCACUAACUUGACCUUUUCGUUUUUUUUUUCAACUUGCAAUAAAUACAUUUUUAAAAGGAAAAAAGAAAACGGAGAGAGAAAAAAGGUGGGUCAUUGACAGACUGUCUGAGCACAUAGUUGCCUCCCUUAAAACUUCAGUUUUUUCGUUUGGAAUAUGAAUCCAAAAAGAGAACAUAUCACUCUUGAAAUACUUGAAUCAUGAACGCCAACCUAGAAAGACAAUGUGAAGCAAGUACACAUACCAUUUAAAUUUAAACACAAAAAAAUUAAAAAAAUUAGUUUCUAGUUUUUCACUUUUUUCAUGUUAUAUGGAAGUUGUUGCUAAGAAACAUAUAUACUGAAAAAAUAGCUUUUUAACUUUGUUUGCACUGGGUGUGUUUCCGUCCUUAGGUCUACCAUGUUUGGGUGGGAGGGAAAUUCAAAAGAAUUGUUGGGGGAGGGGGGAGGGAAGACUUGACGGAGCCUCACUUUAAAAACAAAAACAAAAAAACUUAAAAAAAAAAAAAAGGUAAAAUUUUGUGAUUGGCUGGUUGAUAAAUACCAGUGUGUUCUGGCACAUGUAACUGCCCAGGCAUGCUCGUUCUGGUAUGUGUGUGCACGUGUGUUCAUGUGCAUUUGCGUGCAUCCUCCUCUCUGUCUCUCUUCGUGUGCCUGCGUCCUGCCCUCCUCGUCCUGCCUCGCCCCGCCCCACCCCCACCCUGAUUUCUCAGAAAGCUGCAUUGCUGACAGUUCCAAAGGCUGGCUGGCCGGCCAUCCGCUUUUCAUUAUUUCUGACUAUGAGAACACAGGAGCACAGGGAGCCGCUGCAACUCAAGCCACUUCUUCUGGCUGCCUCGAGAUGAAGGGUGCUUUUCAGUGACAGAGCAGCAGCCAGAAUGCGGGGGGGGGGGGGGGGGGGGGGGGGCGGGGAGGUCCCCAGCUUCUGUCGACCCAGCUGCAGAGCAGAGCACUGCCAAGGCCAGAGGUGUGACAGAAGGCCCCUCCCUCCAAGAAGCUGCUGCUCACCUCUGUGCUGUGAAGUAAGCAGCUGCCUGCCCGGCAGCAGGAGUCUAAGGACUGAGCUGGCCAGUUGGCUACUUUGAGUGAGAACAGACGAUUCAAUAAUUUUUAAAUCGUGUGAUGUUUUAAAAGCUGAAAAACAGUUCCCACUUUGCUGUGCUCGUCGGGUGUGAGAAUUUUUUGAAAGGAUUCAGGUAAUGCAAAUUCAAUUACUUCUAUCAGUUCUCAUUAUCAUGUGAGGAAGACAGUAAGUUAUGAGCAGCCUCCUGGAAGCAUCGCAGCGCCUCCCUCUCUGCUCCCCUCUCUCUCUCUCUCGCUGAGCAUUACCUGUGCCAGGCCGUGGCGUGUUACAGCACCAGGCCAUCACUGACAGAAACGUUUACUUAACGAAUGUUCUUAAACCAGUGUGUACUUCAAGUGUCUCCCUUUGUUUCUCUGUGUUGUUUCCUGUGUAUGUGGUUUUGCUUAGGCAGAAAUAACUUAGCAAAGUAUUGCACCUUGUUUUGGUUUUGACCUCUUUUUUUUUUUUUUCUUUCCUUGUAAUGUUGGUUUUUUUAUUUUGGUAUUUAAAGACUUUUUUAAAAAAACAUCAAUGUAGUAGUUCUCUGGGCCGAACAGGAGGCAAUGUUUAAUCCACAGUUAUCACCAAUACGUAUGUACUAUGUUGGAAUCAAAAUAUAUCAAAUUUCUUAUUGUGAAGAGAGUGAAAGUAAACCCGAAGGGGAUCCUCACGUGCUAAAUAGAUGGCGGGCGGGCGGGCGGGCGGGCGGGCGGGCGGGCGUGAUGUGUGCGGGGAACAUGCUAGCACUUGUGUGAUAUCCCAGUCUGCAUCGUACUGUCUGUUCAACAUGAAGUGCCGACAUUCUGUACCAGCAAUUACCUGCCCAUUCCAACCCCUGACGGGAGCAGACCUCUGCUGUCCUCUGUGACUUGCUGCUAUUGAGGACAAGGGAGUUUUUCUUUCUUUAGCAUCUUCAGUGAAGGAUACAACAAUGCCUAAUGUAUUUAACUUUCAGCUUGUGUCUUUGGUGUAGGUGGGUAGAGGGGUAUGGAUAGGAAAAAGCAAACAGACAAACAAAAAACCCAAAAUUGCAUGUAAGUGGCUUUGUAAGACAGUGAGUGGGAAAUUCUGUAGUCGUCUUGGCUUACCUUGUUGGGUAUAAACCUAGCUUCAGAGGAGGCUGACGGGGCACCAUUCCCAUGAGCACCUGUGCUUAACAAUCUGGGCGCCCUUGGCAGGUGGGUAGGCAAAUGAGCGUGCAGUUCUGGUUUGUUCCUGCAACACCUUGUUCUCAUGGACUCUGCCUUCCUCCUGCUCUCUGGUUUCCAUCACCACCACCCCCUCUCACCUCUGCCCUGCAAAAUGUCUCCUUCCAGCCCCACUGACUCUCAGUGUUGGAGCAGAGCUCUGUCGCAGGUGAUGACGUCCAGGUGAAGCGCCGCUUAUAUUCAGACAUCUGCAGACUGAAGGCUGAACUUUAGUGUCCCCAGACUCCUGGGAGCCUGUGGGGACUGUCCACUGCCGCUCUUGGUUCAUGGCCCUGCCUAUCCUCUCCUCUGCCCCUGCUCCUCUUUCUGCCUGUUGGGUCCUUGACCUGCACUAUGGCUUAGUUGAGUUCCUUACGAUACUACGGUGAAAGCCGGGUGCUAGAGCCCCUCUUGUUUACAAGACAUAAAUGAGGGAUUUGAAAUAUGUAAAAAUAAGCAUGAGAAGCUAAAAUGUUCUUCCAUCAUAAGCUUAAAGGGAAAAAAACUAAAAACUUAAAAAAAAAAAAAAGACCAAAAAGUGCGUGUGUGUGUGUGUGUGUGUGUGUAUAUAUAUAUAUAUGUGUGUGUAUAUAUAUAUACAUAUAUAUAUAUAUAUGUAUGUACAUAUAUAUAUGCACAUACACACAUACAUAUAAAUAUAUAUUUUAGAUGAAGACUAACUCUGGGAGCAUUUAACAGUGUUUUUGUUUUUUAUUUUUAACAUUAUUUUCCUGCUUUAAAAUUUGCAAGCAUUCUCAGGAAUUCUAGGGUAGGAAGCCAGUUUUUUGAAGAUGGUUUAUUUAAUUGUAUCUUAUCCUAGAUAGACAGCUGUUUCUUUCCUGUUAGUAAACUUUUACAAGUUCCUGAAACUUCAAAAAGUUUAAACGAUUUUUACUUAUAAAAAUGUAAAAAGAAAAGUCUCCAAACGUUAUUAUCAUACAGGGGAUCACACAUUUUAAAAUACAUAGAAAUAUUUUUUAAAAAUUACCAAUUUAGCAGCAACAGGUAAAUUCAUUAUCUUAACAACUGUGGGAGAAGGCUCAGCCAUUCUGAGUGUUGUCACCGCCUUGCUUGACAUUGUGCAUGGCUUACUGGGGGGGUGACUGUUGAGCUCGUAGGAGUGACACCACAUUGUUCCUUCUGUAUGAGGCUGGACUGACGUCUCCCCGUCAUGUUUCUGUUCUCCAGUGCAGCCCUUCUUCUCCCUGGCUCUCCAGCCCCAUCAACAAAAGCAAGGAAUAAAGAAAGAAACAGUAGCUUAAGCAAAAGGAUCGGCUCUAAACUGUGGCAGUGCGGUUGCUGGAUUGCUGAGAAUCUCUGUAAAGAGUUAGGAAAUAUAGGUUAAUAAUUUUUUAAACGAAUUUUAAAUAUGAGCAUUACUAAAGGAAAAUUACCUAUGGACUGUUCUGUUGGUGAAAAGUGUGUGUUUCGCCUCCCAUCUGUUACAGGAGGAGGAAACAGAAGAGUCUAAUAAGGAACAAGUGGUUUUACUUUUCAUUUUUUAUUUAGCUCCCAGCUACUGUUUGCUUGUUUUAAAUGCUGUUUUGAAGAUCUGCUGCUUACUCCCCCCAUCCUGGGAGGCAGAGAUGUGGAGUGUUUCCUUUUGAUUUGGGUGAUGUUGAAUUCUGCUUUUGUAUUCCCUCCUGGGGCCAGAGGUCUUGGCCACAGCUUCUUUCAAACUUUAAGCUUCCCAGUGGGAAAGAAACUCCAGCUCCACAGGUAAAGUGAAUGGGUGGGGUUGUUGCCUGCAUUCUCUAAAACCGCUUUAGUGCCUUCGUACAUACACCGACAUCCUAAGCAGGGGAUGCGUGUGCGUGUGCAUGUGGUCCAGUCACUCCACGGUCCACGGUCGGUAUGAUGCUUGCCUGUAAAGGAAAUUGGAGUGGUUCUGGACAGGCCCCAAAGGCAGUGGGCUAAAUCAAAAUAAACAUUGAGGAAGUUAAAUACAUUGUUUUGUCUCGAUAAUGCGGGAUGCCAAGUUCCUUCCUAUGUUGUGUGCCCUCCAUAGGUGCUGACCUCUCCAUGUGUAGAAGGGUGACAGUUAACAGCCAUGGGGAAAGUCUUUUUGUGCCGGGCCAGUGGAGGAAGGCUCCUGCUUCUCAGCUCCUGUUUCUGUCUUCUCUCUGCCUCUCCCCUUCACCCAUUUGUCAUCUUGCUGGAAGCUUUUGUGAUUGAUAGGCAAUGACCUAAGAAGAGGAUGUGGUGAGGGGUACCCUGUCUACUAAGACAUUAGGCGACUUUGUCCUACAUGGAAAAGUUCAGUAAGCAUAUAUUUCCAGCCGAUCCUGGCAUAUAUACAGAGGCUUGCUAGUCACCAUUAUAUAGAUUUGUUUUAUACACAUUAUAAGCAUGUAAGUGUGAGCUUUCUGUUUUAUUCUAGUUUUUUUUUUCUAACUCUUGAUUAGUAGUAGGUAGAGGUAUAUAUGUCUCGUGAGCAUCAAGGCUUGUUGUCUGACCCCCAUGGAUAGCCAAAAGAAAAGCACAGGUGUAGGAAUGAGUCUUCUGUCACUGGGGAGCCUCUGCUGCCGAUGCGACCCAGUGCCAUGACCCCAUUUAAGGGUUGAAAAAAACAGGUCUCUGACACCCUCUUUAAAACCAACAGAAGAGAAAGGACAGUCCCGUACAGCAUCUCACCUCUCAGCCCCUAGUUCUUGAACUUAUUUUCCAUUUCCAGCAUUUAUAGGACUAAACUUACCCAUGCAGCAGUGCUGGUCCACAGAACAGCAGCUCAAAACCAUACCACCCCCCUCAGCAUCCCCAUGAAGCACCCCCUGUGCUUUGCCAUUCAACCAGUUACUUUGUAUUGCAGUGGCUUGUGUUCUGAGAAAUGUCCCACUUCUGUUGUGAAUGUGGCAUUGGGGAUUGAGUCAAAAUUCAGUGUGAUGUGGAAGAUAAUGUUUAAGGGGGAGAAAGAAAGAAUUUGGAAGGGCUUUACUAGUGUGCCUACCAAAAACUGAAAGUUCACUUACUGCAGACACUUCACUCCCUGCUUGGAGUUCAUUGUGCUGGGGUUGAAACCCAGGACUUUGCCCAUGGCCGUGAGCACUCUCUGUGCCUGAGCCACACAGUUCUUCCAGCCCUAUGCCAUUGCUGUCCGUGCCCCCUUUUUCUUGUAAGGGAAAUGGUUUUGUAGGAUUAACGGCCAGGUUCUACUUUGACCUCAGAUGCUGUGUACUUUUCAAUUACUUUCUCAUCUUCUGCCAUUUUGACUCGCGUCUCUGUGUCCCGCUUCCCUCUCCAGUAUCAGCAGGAUGUUCUCAGCAGAUGUGGCUGAGAUAGCCAUCUCUAAGGUUGAGGCACAACUGAGUGGUCCCUUUCCUCCCUGCCCUCAGAGGUACAAUUCAGCAUGUACUGCUCUGACAUGUUACUUUGAGUUAGUGUUUUGUUUUGUUUUGUUUUGUUUUGUUUAUUUUAACUAUAGGAGAAGAGAUACAUUUUAGCUGGUUUCAAACAAAAACCCCAAACUUUAUUCUCCAUGUUUUUGCCAAGUUUUGUCACAGUUUUGAGUCCAUGAAUUAGCUACAUGUCUUCAUAUCACUGCAAAGAGAAACCUUGUUCUGUGGUCAUGCUUAUCUUCUCUGAGUGCAGCUAGGACUAUUCUAGCAUGUGUGUAAGUGAACUGUCCACCCUUAGACUCUGAGGACCACACAGAGCCCCUUUGCUCUUUACCUACAAGGACAGGGCUGAAAGAAAAACAAAACAACCCCAGAAUAUCCCCAGAGUUUGUUUCACCCUAUAAGAAUGGUCUAUAGGCUUGCAUCCAGUGCCAAAGGUACGUUGUAUCAGAGAUGGCUCCAGUUGUCAGCAAUAGUAUUCUUAUUCUUGACCUUAACUUUGACAAAGGGGGUAGCCAUACUGCAGUCUUUAGAUUUGAAAUCAUUGUCAACUCUAGGAAUCUAAAGACUGAGUAUUGGACUAGACUUGGUGGCACAUGCCUUUUAUCCCAGCACUUGAGAGGCAGAAGCAAGUGGACCUCUGUGAGUUCAAGGCCAGCCUGUUCUACAUAGCAAGUUUCAGAGAGACCCUGUCUCAUAAAGCAAAAUCUGAAUACCAAUCCUCUCUAAACGUCCCACAACAUCGCCCCCACUUCCCACUGGAGGCCACAAGGAGGACAUUAACAAGAUACAAGAUGGUGAAAGAGGAGUACUAGUCAGAGUGGCACUCUGCCUCCCAUGUGUGUGGACCCUGACCAGGUCCUGACAGAUGGCUAGUAUUUUCAUCUUUUGAAUGAUUUUUUAAAUAGUAACUGAGUGGCAGAGAAUGCCAAUGUUUGCCUCUGGGAUUUGAAAUGGGCCAUACCAGGAACGGGGGUACUAUCUGAACCAGAAGGCUCUUCAGAGCUCAGCACUGUUCCUCAAGGUGACAGACUUACCUUUCCACCAGCGGGGAAAGGCCAGAUAUCCUUUCUUAAGCCAGAAGUGUUCUAUUUUAAAUAAGAAAGAAAUAGUAUUUCCCUAGGGCUCUACCUGCUUCCCUUAGUGCUUAGGUUUCACAGUGUGAGUCAGCGCUGGAAACAAACUCUCCAUUACAGUUGACCCUUUUCCCAGUCAGUAUCCGAAAGUUGAGAUGACCUCUUCUAACAGGGAAAUCCCUUCUUAGAUCUCUCGCCCUUCUCCCUGGCUUCCUGGACCUUCUGGUGGGGCAUGAAGUUUUUCUUGGGCCACUCGUGGAGGUUGUAAAAGGGACUUGAGGCAGAUGGAGCAGCCUUACCUUCUGUGCCUGGCCUUACAGCAGGAAAAGGUGGUGGAGUGCUGAAUGUGUAUGCCAAAACCAAACCAACCCUUGGGGGAUCUUUGAAGAGGUUACAUACCUUGUAAAGGUAGGAUGGUCGCUCACCAAGUGAUGGCUUUUAGCAUGAAACUUCUUUUUGCCAGAAGUUUGGGGUUAUGUUACAAUGCUUGUGUUUAAAACACUGCCCCCCUUUAAUUCUUUCCAAGGAAUCUCUUUAAGUGUAGUACUUCUGAAUGUGCCUUUGUCAGCCCAGAGACCAACUGUGGUCUGUCAGAGGUUCUCCUGGCAGCCCCAGGGGCAGCUGUUGGAUUUCCAUGAGCACCCAUUUUGCACAGUGUGAGUUGUAUGGAAGAGAUUCUGGGUCUUGGACCAGGACCUUAUAAGCAAGGCCAGGGCCCAGCGGAUUCCACUGUAGUCAGCUGUCGACAUCUGCAUUCCUUAGUGUUCUCUCUCUCUCUCUCUCUCUCUCUCUCUCUCUGUGUGUGUGUGUGUGUGUGUGUGUGUGUGUUGUAAGCACUAGAGAUUUGGGAUUGGGAAAGGGUGAUUUUUUUUGUGACCCGUUCAUUCUUGUAAAGAAGGCAUUUCUGGCUUUGUGCUGCAGAAGGUGCUUUUUUUUUUUUAGUUUAAUUUUAUUUUAUUUUUACCCUCUCUGCCUUAGAAGGUCAUGAUUUUCCCAAAUGCAAGUCACAUCAUGUUGCUAUUUCUGUGAACAGGGUAUUUAUUGCACAUAAAGGAAAGGUUUUGAAAGAAUUGAGACCGGUGUUUAAAAAAGAAGAAAACCUCUGAAAUCACGUUGUAGUUUUUGAGAACUGUUGUAGUUAAACUUGGAAGUCUAUGGUCUUUUCAUGUUUCAUGUUUGUUUUCAACGACCCCACCUCCACUCCUAUUUCCAGUUUCUAAAGAAGCAUCUUAGUGGAUGCCCAGGGGCCUGUCCACCAUCCUCAGUGCUCCCCUCCCCCAGGAAAGUGCUCUCUAGAUUCCUUCAGCUUCAUUCAGGAAGACACUCACUCCUCUUGUUGCCUUGGGAUGUAUUAUUAUGCAAAUGUGAAUUUAACUAGAGGUUGUUGGAUUUGUUUUUAUGUUUUGUUUUGUUUUUUUUUAAAAAAAAAAAGUCUAAAUGUGGUCAUCCUUACUCUAUUUUAUAUCCUGAAUUUGUAACUAUGCAUUUUCUGAAAAGGGGGAAGGCAGGGAAAGAAGCCGAUUUGCAUCCUUAUGUACUCCAGUUUCUGUGUCCAUGGAAUCCCCAUGUCUGGGAAGGGAAGAAGAGGAGAGGAGAAGGCUCGCUAGGUCAGCAUAGUGAGGGCGAGAGGGACCUCCCAGACCCCAUCCUCUGGAAGGUCUGAUUGCCAAGCAAAUUUGGGGGAGAGGGGGGUCUGCCAUGUCUGUCCAUCAUUACGGUGCAGGAUUCUUGAUACUGGCCAUGCAGUGUUAACCCAGGGCAGCCAUGGAAGCUCACAGGCUCCAGUAUUCUCUGAACUCUGAACCCUUUCAAGCUCAGGAAACCAUGCCACACUCUGCUGACCUGAGAGUUCAUCUUCUUCUUUUACGUUCUUUGUUUUCAGUCAUUGUGUAGGGUACCACUCCUAAUUAUGAGCCGAGAAAGAGGGCUGUUCCCUUCCAUGUCUGCUCCCUGACCUCUGUUUCCCUCACCUGUACUGAGCUGGUGGCACAGCGAGUGAGUUGUGGGACACUGGAAUGCUUUCAUACUUUCUCUUUGUUGUUACAACAAUUCCUGUGUAGAGUUGGACUAUGCUAAGUCAUAGCGCCUGCAUUGCUCUGGUCUAGGCAUUAUUACAGCACGUAGUAUAGAAAGCCAGAGAUGUUCAGCCUGUCUUCAGUGUUUCCCACACAGCAAUCUCUGUUAUGUUCACAGUACUGUAAUGAGUGACAGACGUGAUCACAGUCUCCUUGUGUCUGUGCAGGGCUGCACAGGCAUGAUUGUAUCAGGGUUCCAAUCUGUUCGAUUGCCUUUAAACAAAAGCAAAACAACAAGAAAAUCCUGAUGUUUCAAGUGUCUGACACAAAAUGAUACCUCAAGGUAUAUCUCCCCUGCAAUGUAAACCCUUCACUCCUCCUUUCUUGACAUCAGUGAGCUAUUCUUUAUACAAUAAGGAUGUGUAAAUAACCAGAUAAGUCUUUGAAACAUUUUCUUUGCUGUGAAAAUAACCCUAAAAUAUGAUAUUUGCAUGUUAAGCCGUCAGAAGUUUCAGAUCUGAAUUCUUGUUGAUGAAGAAAAAGCAAAGCAGACGGGUGGGAUGGCUUUGGGUUUGUGGUUUGCCUAUUCUCUCCUGGUGUCCCUCCCCCGCCACAGCACAGGGCAGCAGACCAGUGACCACACCCUGCCCUAACUAAAUGCCAUCUCUUCCACCACCAAGGCCCCAGGGUGGGCAAUAUCUGAAUUUCUCUCUUCCAUAUAUGAUCCAUACCCUCCAGGGACUUCAAGAAGUUCUUUGCCGUGUGUGUGUGUGUGUGUGUGUGUGUGUGUGUGUGUGUGUGUGUGUUUACAUGUAUGCACUUCUUGCUCUUUAAGUGUGGUCCUUUAAUCCCCAGUGGAGUUUAGUCCCUGAUUUUUUAGUCUGUCCCGUAGCCUUUUUAGCAAUGUUCUGGAAAUGUAUUUCUUACUUAGAAGGAAAUUGAGCUUAGAGCUGACAUCCUUAAAAAUCCUUGUUGGCACAUGCUGCCUGUGAGGGUGCUGACAGCCGCUGCCCUCCUAGACCGUGGGCUCCCUUGAACAAGAGUAGAAGAUUCAUUUUAUCUCAUUUUAACUCAAAUCUAUAUCUGUUAAGAAGCUAUAGUCAAGAGUGCUUUCCUUGAUCUGUUUAAUGACGACUUCCUUUGAGGGAGGAAUCUGGUUGAAAGUGAUGGACAUCCCUUGCCUAUCUUCUGCGUGGCACUGUUCCCUUGGAUUUGACUUCUGUAGUUUGUCUGGAGGUCCUUGCUUAUCAGUGUGCUUUCUCCUAUCGACGGGGUUCUGCCUGCCCUUGUUUCCCUCUCUGAUGUUCCCAAAGGGCUUUGCUGAUGUCUGCACCUCUUUCUUGGGGCAUUCCCCUACUACACCCUUUGCACACACCAGUGACCAAAGUGUAUGCAGUGGUCUCAACACAUGACAUCAAAUGGUGCACGCACCUCUAGUGUGCUCACAGAUGUGCACAAGAUCUGCACCCUUGGCCUUAACUUCAGCACGACUUAAGGUGCAGGAACAUUUUUAACAGGUUUAAAAAUAACCUUUUCUGGGAGGGAAAAUCAAGCAGAUCCAACCGCUCCCCACUAUCUGCUUGCAACUCAUUCUGCAUCCAGCCCAGCCCAGCCCUGUUUUGCGUAACCAAAACCAACAACAGAAAGCAACCUAAGGAGAGGUCUCUGGACUGUUUUAUCUUUCUCCCUUUCGAUGGAGAUACAAAUGCUGCUUUGGGUUCCAUAAUCCUAGGGGGCUAUGUUUACAUAGUGAAACUAAUUCUACCAAAUCAGGAAACAGUGAGUAGUGAGAGACCCUUCAGUAAGAAAUCACUGAGGCUGAACCAGAGGUUUAAAGACCUAGGGAUGGGACAGAGGAGGAGAGAGAUCCUGUUUAACUCACUGCAACACCAGGGUCACUCCCUCCUCUCUGCUCUCCCUGGCCCUCUUUGCCCCUUUAAUCAAAAGGUUCAGAGAAAGACACCAGAAAGAGGCUGAAGUUUUUAAGAGGCAGCUUUCCAACUUUGCACACAAAUGGAAGGUACCAUGAAAAUCCUCUCAUCCGAAACACUCGGCAGAAACAACCUGUCAAAUCAAAAGGACUAAACUGCUGCCCACGUUGAUGCGCUCUGCGAGUUACCUAUAAGUGUUUUGUUUUCUUAUACUUGAAAACACUUUUACAAUAUUAUGUUGGUGGCUUUCUUUUCUCUCUUCUGUUGGGCAAUUGAAACUGCAGAUGACAAAUGUUAAGGCUGUUUGAGGGGAGAAAAGGAAGGCUGUGGCAUUGUCGUUUUAACAUAGAGGUUCAGUCAGACUCCCAUAGGGUAACAUUGUUCAUCUUACUGGUUUAACAUGGACACAGAAACUAGGCACUUUGGUGGUUCACUUGCACGGCAGGCCGACCCCCUUUCUAUAUUUUAUUUUACUUUUUUAGUAUAGUGGUACUUAAAAUCACUGGUUCACUUAAAAAACAAAUGUUAAACUCUACUAAUGUACAAAUAAGCUGAAAAGUUGCAUUUUAUGUGUAUUUUUGCCAUAGCAGGUACUGUAUUUCUCAUGCUGGAUUUCAAAAAAAAAUUAUAUAUAUAUAUAUAUAUAUAUCAAAAACAAACAAAACUGAAGGGUGGUGUUUUCUCAGAUUGUGACAGGUUGAUUGGUAAGGAUUAAAGUCGUAGUCAUUUCAUUAAAACUGAGAGAUGAUGUAAUGCAUAUAUAAGAGUUUUCUGAAGGGUUUUUUGGGCUUUUAAACAGCUUAUUUUGUUUUUUUUUUUAGUUUUUAUUUUAUUUUAUUUUGGAAAGAUAUGAUUGUAUUAUGUGCAACUCAGUUGCUUACAUUAUAACUACAAAAUAUUUUUGAGUUCCUGGAAAAAAAAGAAAAAAGACUAAUAAAUGUGUUUGGCUGCUAAGCA